CAAACUCACGCCGCAACUUUAAAAAUCGCAGGAGUCCGAAAAUGGCACCUUCAUCUGCCUGGAGCCAGAUCCUUCCCCUCAUACUCACAUUAGUCGUAGUGGCCGGCAUCAGUUUCGUUGUCUAUCAAGUUUACCUCUCAGCCCUCCAGUUCCGCGACUACACGGCCCAGCGCAUGGAACGCAAGAACCUUGCUUUUUCCAAAGACGGCGGUCUGCGCCUAAGUGUCAAGGACGUCAGCGACGAAACCUACCUGGACCAGACGCAAAGCUGGUUUGUAAAGGCGUGGGAGUUGGGCGUGGAGGAGGAGAACGCGAACAAAAAGAGAAAGAAGGGAACAUUCAGAAAGGCGGCUUAGAAUGUCGCUGAGGAAUGGGUAGCUGGGGUGUUUAGUGGGGUGGAUGUAAAGCCCAACGAGAAAGGAGACAAGAAAGAGAUGCAAUGGGCAAAGAGUGCCAAUAUGUGAGAGAGCAGACAAGCAGUGCUAUGAUCAGGCUGGAUGACUCGAAGAAGCAUGCCACUGGUCCCGAGGGUAAUUGGGUGCUUGUCGAAUCUACGCUCGAGUCUGCUUCUGGAUGGGCUAUUAUGUUACCUUGGUAGCUAUUCUCAAGCACCUGAACGUGCAACAAAGAAAUGCAUCAUGCACUGCCCAUCAGAUUGUCAGAUAUUCAUGUCCACUGCCAUCGAAGAGUUAGGCCCCUUGACACUGUUGUCUCGCUCAAUAACGCUUGUUCAGCCUUGAUACCUCCAGUUAUCGUUGCCUCUCCAGUCAUCAGUCCAACAGGUACUUUAAGAGCUACCUAUUAUACCGGC
This is a messenger RNA of Neurospora tetrasperma FGSC 2508, 811 nucleotides long. RefSeq lists its product as uncharacterized. The transcript is spliced from 2 exons. The record is from RefSeq and is a predicted model, not a curated record. The coding region runs from base 42 to 356 and encodes 104 amino acids. Lineage: Eukaryota; Fungi; Ascomycota; Sordariomycetes; Sordariales; Sordariaceae.